This is a messenger RNA of Eleginops maclovinus (Patagonian blennie), 2243 nucleotides long. It is a transcript of the gene aar2, whose product is annotated as AAR2 splicing factor. Gene Ontology annotation, biological process: spliceosomal tri-snRNP complex assembly. Bases 335 to 1498 code for a protein of 387 amino acids. The record is from RefSeq and is a predicted model, not a curated record. NCBI's taxonomy places the organism in Eukaryota, Metazoa, Chordata, Actinopteri, Perciformes, Eleginopidae. The transcript has 3 exons.
UGUUUCCGCACGGACACAAAGAUAUGUUGCACAGCCUCGACCAAACGAUUCCCCAACGAUACGAAACAUCAACAUCAGACACACAUGGCAUCGUUGCGGUGAAUGCACCUUAAUACCGUCCGUUUAAAACUGCAUGUAAUUGUAUGCGCUUUUCAUUAAAUAAAAAAAGCAUCAUCAGUCUGUGUUAACUAUCGGACGUAGUUACUCAUUUCGAGGAAAUUCUAAGGACUGUUCUGAGCAUGAACAACUCCCUUAACAACUGAAAGCAACGUUUAGCUCUUUUGUAGCGUGGUUUGUUUUAUUGAUUUUCCAAGAAGUCCCUGACAGAGCAGACAUGGCCAACAGCAACAUUGUAGACAUGGAUCCAGAUGUUGCUCGGAGGCUGUUUGUGGAGGGAGCUACGCUGGUGCUGCUGGAUGUUCCUCAAGGUACGGAGCUGGGGAUUGACUGCAAGAGUUGGCAAGUUGGUCCCCGCUUCAAGGGAGUGAAGAUGAUCCCCCCAGGCCUGCACUUCCUCCACUACUGCUCUGCUAACUCGACAAGCUGUGGAGGAGAAAUUGGUCCGAAGACAGGCCAUUUCCUCACUCUCAAACCCAAAGACAUCCUGUUGGCCAAAUGGGAUCCAAAAGAAGAAGAUCUGGACUUCUCAGUCUCCCAGGAUGAAAAGGAGGUGAGCCGGAUAAGGGCCAACUUGCAAGACCUGGAUCCCCACCUAGGGCCCUAUCCGUAUGAGGUGAUUAGGAAAUGGGUGUCCCUCACUGACCGGCUGAGUGAGGAGGUUGCCAAAAACUUGCAGCCCCUUUCAGGUCAAAUAUGUGCCUUCAGUGAUGUCAUCCCUGAGCUUCAACUCACACACACCAAAGACAGGGCGGAGCAGCCGAGGAAUGACACAGCCUGUCAAAGCAUGAAGGAGGGACUCGACAAGCUCCCCAGGAUGAAGCCGAGGGAGGGCACAGAGUUGCGCUUCUCUGUUAUCCCCGAGAAGAAGUACCCAGCUGGGGCUACACCGGCCCAGAUCACUCAGUGCAGCCUGGACCAGAGCUAUGCCCUGGAGACUGUGCUGGAGAAGAACUAUAAGCUGCAGCCUCUCAACCUGCUAGGUGAGAUGCAGUUUGCCUUUGUGUGUUUCCUGAUUGGAAAUGUAUAUGAGGGCUUUGAGCACUGGAAGAGUCUCCUGUCUCUGCUGUGUCGAUCAGAGGAGGCAAUGCGAAAGCAUAAGGAGCUCUAUCUGGGGCUUAUCGCUGUGCUUUACCACCAGCUCGGAGAAAUCCCACCAGACUUCUUUGUUGACAUCGUUUCUCAGAGCAACUUCCUCACCUCCACACUGCAGGACCUGUUCCAGUUUGCCAGUGGACCUGGUGUAGACGGCACCCUGCGUAAGAGAGCAGAGAAGUUCAAAGCUCACCUGACCAAGAAGUUUCGCUGGGACUUUGAUGCAGAUUUGGACGACUGCGCCCCUGUGGUGGUUGAGCUGCCUGAAGAUGUUACAAUGGAAUGAGAUUGUAUUAUGGAUUCAGUGUACAUGCUGAAACCAUAAGCAGGUAACAGAACUGAAAUACACACUGUCGGCAAGCGCUGAUGCCUGGCAUUGAAACUCCGAUCCAAAGUUUCUCAGAACGCUUCAGAAAACUAAAACAGCCUUAAACAAUGACAACUGUUUUCAGUAACACCAGUAGACAGUAUGUGUUGAAUGUGUAACAUGUGGGCUGUAAAACAGCACCUUAUAUAUCCAUGCAAGUUUACUUCUGUUAUGAAGAAAGCAAACUGUCAUUAACGGGCAGAGCUGAACUAUACUAUGUAUUAUUGGUGAACUCUGGUGGUGGAUUUUUCUCAGCUCGGCAAGUUACAAUGCCAGUCUUAAAACUCUUAAUUGCAAAUUCAACCACCAAUGUUUUUUAUAACUCACUUCAGUUUAAGAGUUCAUUGAAAACAAAAAUGGAAAUGGAAAAACAAUAAGUUAACCAUUUCACAAGAUCAUGUAAGAAUUCUGGAUAAGCCAGAUUUUGUGAGAAGAUAACUAAAGUAUAGUAUUGUGUGACUGUUGUUUAACACCUCUUAUAUUAAAUAAAUAAAUAAUGCUUACUAUAAAUAAUUAUGGUGGCACACUGUUUAGAAAAAGGCAAUUGUGGUUUGUAAUGUUAAACACAUACUGUAGACCCCAACUGAGCAAUUUUUCUUCAGAAAUGUUCUAUGAUUUAUUGGAUCAAGAUUCCCUUGAAUAAAAAUAUGUUUGAUACAAAGAA